AUGGGUAGCAGUAGCAAAAAUAGAAUGUUCAGAUAUGGUGAUGGGGUGGACAAGUUGUUGAUGUUUUUGGGAACUGUGGGUUGCAUUGGAGAUGGGUUGCAAAUCCCUCUCAUGAUGUACGCUCUUAGUUACGUGAUCAAUGACUAUGGCAACAUUGGUACCAAAGUGUCUAUUCAUGUUGUAAACAAGUAUGCACUCAGACUGCUAUAUAUUGCAACUGGAGUAGGAUUAUCUGGUUUUUUCACUAUAUUCUAUGUUGAAAUUUUGCUGGCAUUUAUUUAUGCAGAAGGACUUUGUUGGGCAAGAACUGCCGAAAGACAAACUUCUCGAAUGAGAAUGGAAUACCUGAAAGCUAUCCUUAGACAAGAAGUUGGUUUCUUCGACACCCAAGCAGCUGAAUCUUCAAGAACUUACCAAGUUGUUUCAACCAUCUCCUCCAAUUCCAAUUCAAUCCAAAUCGCUAUAGGAGAGAAGAUGCCCAACUGUCUUGCUUUGCUGUCAUCCUCCUUCUUUUGCAUGAUAUUUGCCUUUGUUCUAUCAUGGAGGAUUACAUUGGCAUCUAUUCUGUUCACUAUUGUGUUCAUUGCCACAGGACUUGGAUUCGGGAAAAUCAUGAUGGAUGUGGGGACGAAGAUGAUUGAAUCUUAUGGGGUUGCUGGUGGGAUUGUAGAACAAGCAAUUUCUUCAAUAAGAACUGUAUAUUCAUAUGUUGGAGAGCAUCAAACGCUUGACAGGUUCAGACACGCGCUUCAAAAAACCAUGGAAUUGGGAAUAAAGCAAGGUUUUGCAAGGGGGUUGCUGAUGGGAAGCAUGGGAGUUAUCUAUGUUAGAGGGGCAUUUCAGGCUUGGUUUGGGUCUAUUAUGGUUACUGAAAAGGGUGAAAGGGGUGGCGACGUUUUUGUAGCUGGAUUCAAUGUCUUCAUGGGAGGAUUGAAUAUUUUGACUGCACUGCCAAAUCUCACAUUCAUCAUAGAGGCAAGGGUGGUCGCUUCUAGGAUAACGGAAAUGAUUGAUCGGCUUCCAGCCAUAGACACUGAAGAGAAGAAGGGGAAGGCUCUGUCAUAUGUGAGAGGAGAACUUGAAUUCAAAGAAAUAUCUUUUAGUUACCCAUCAAGGCCUGAUACACCAAUUCUACAAGGCUUAAAUCUUAGAGUUCCAGCUUGCAAAACUGUAGGUCUCGUCGGGGGCAGUGGCUCUGGCAAGUCUACCAUUAUUUCAUUGCUUCAAAGAUUUUAUAAUCCUAUUGAAGGUGAAAUUCUCUUGGAUGGGUACAAGAUAAACAAGCUUCAUCUUAAGUGGUUGAGAUCACAAAUGGGACUGGUUAAUCAAGAACCAGUCCUUUUUGCAACAUCCAUUAAAGAGAAUAUACUAUUUGGGAAGGAAGGAGCAUCAGUGGAAGAUUUAAAACGAGCAGCAAAGGCUGCAAAUGCACAUGACUUCAUUUCUAAGUUACCGGAUGGGUAUGAAACUCAAGUUGGGCAAUUUGGGAUUCAAUUGUCUGGAGGGCAAAAACAACGAAUAGCCAUCGCAAGGGCUUUAAUAAGAGAACCUAAAAUCUUGCUGCUUGAUGAAGCUACGAGUGCCCUGGAUGCAGCAUCUGAAAGAACUGUACAGGAGGCCAUUGAUCAGGUGUCAGUGGGAAGGACAGCAAUUGUCAUUGCCCACCGCCUCAGCACAAUAAGAAUGGCUAAUCUGAUUGUGGUUCUUCAAUCAGGAAAAGUAGUUGAAUCAGGUUCACAUGAUGAGCUUAUGCAAAUGAAUUGUGGACAGGGUGGAGAAUACUUUCGAAUGGUGCAGUUGCAGCAAUCAACAAUGCUCAAUGAAGCCUCAAUUGAUGCUGAUUGUCAAGUAGAUGGAAGUAGCCACUACAAUACGGGUUGUCCACCGAGCCCAAUGAGUGUGAGAUCAAGUGCACCAAGCACCCCAGGGAUACAUCCAUAUAGCCCGGAUUUUUUCAUCAGCCCACCUCACUCUGUUGAAUUUGAAGCUUCUAAUGAAAGUGAUGAGGAGAAUCUGAAGCAACUAACUUCUUGUCCCCCUUUGCAGUGGCGUUUGCUAAAAAUGAAUGCACCUGAGUGGGGAAGAGCAUUGCUUGGAUGCAUAGGCGCAAUAGGAUCCGGAGCUGUUCAACCCAUAAAUUCCUACUGUGUGGGGGCACUUAUAUCAGUUUACUUCAAAAAUGAAAAAUCCUCCAUCAAAUCUGAUGCCAGAUUCUAUUCUCUAAUUUUCUUAGGCCUUGGAGUUUUCAACUUCAUUACCAGUCUCCUCCAACACUACAAUUUUGCAAUCAUGGGAGAAAAGUUGACCAGAAGGGUAAGAGAGCAGCUGCUAGAACAGCUGAUGACCUUUGAGAUUGGUUGGUUUGAUCAAGAUGAGAACACAAGUGCAGCCAUUUGUGCAAGGCUAUCAACUGAAGCUAACAUGGUACGAUCCCUUGUUGGGGACCGUAUCUCAUUACUGGCUCAAGCAUUCUUCGGGGCUACCUUUGCUUACGCACUAGGUCUUGCACUCACGUGGAGGCUAUCCAUUGUAUUAAUCACGGCACAACCAUUACUCAUCGGGAGUUUUUACGCCAAGAGUUUCUUGUUCAAGAGUAUGUCUGAAAAAAUCCAAAAAGCACAGAAGGAAGGAAGUCAACUAGCAAGUGAAACUGUCAUUAACCAUAGAACAAUAACUGCUUUCUCUUCUCAAAAGAGAAUAUUGAAGAUCUUCCGAGCCACCUUGGAGGGCCCUAGGAAGGAAAGCAUUAAACAAUCCUGGUUUUCGGGUAUUGGCUUGUUUAGCUCCCAAUUUUUGGCUGCAGCUUCAACAGCUUUAGCAUACUGGUAUGGAGGAAGGCUAUUGACAAAAGGGUUAAUAACUCCAGAGCAGCUCUUUCAAACAUUCUUUUUACUACUAUUUACUGCUUACACAAUUGCCGAGGCAGGAAGCAUGACCAAGGAUUUAUCUAGAGGAAGCAAUGCUGUCAAGUCAAUAUUUUCAAUACUAGAUAGGAAGAGUGAAAUCGAUCCAGAUAACUCGAGGGGAUUUGAUGCUAAUAAAAUCUCGAUUAAAGGCAGUGUGGAGCUGAAAAAUGUUGUCUUUGCAUAUCCAUCAAGACCUAAUCAGUUGAUCAUUAAGGGCCUGUGGCUUAAGAUUGCAGCAGGAAGUUCAGUAGCACUAGUGGGACAGAGUGGUUCCGGAAAAUCUACCAUUAUUGGACUUAUUCAGAGAUUUUAUGACCCAGUGCAGGGAGCUGUAUAUAUAGAUGAAAGGGACAUAAAGGAGUAUCAUUUGAGAUCCCUGAGGACACAAAUUGCAUUAGUCAGCCAGGAGCCAACCCUUUUUGCAGGAACUAUCCACGAAAACAUUGCCUAUGGGAAAAAUGAUGCCAAGGAAUCUGAGAUUAGAGAGGCUGCAAUGCUUGCCAAUGCGCACGAAUUUAUAAGUGGAAUGGAAGAUGGCUACAAUACUUACUGCGGAGAAAGAGGGGUUCAGUUAUCUGGAGGUCAGAAACAGAGAAUAGCAAUAGCUCGUGCAAUACUAAAGAACCCAUCAAUCCUUCUAUUGGAUGAGGCAACCAGUGCCCUUGAUAGUGUAUCAGAGAACUUAGUUCAACAAGCACUUGAGAAGAUGACGAAUGGUCGGACAUGUAUUGUUGUAGCUCAUCGACUAUCAACGAUUCAGAAUUCCAAUUCCAUUGCAGUGAUCAAGGAUGGAAAAGUUGUGGAGCAGGGUUCACAUUCUGAUUUAGUUUCCUUUGGACAAAAUGGCAUUUACUAUUCUCUUGUAAAACUAUAAGGCAACAACUAUCCUUAUCGCUGAAGUGUAGUAACAAGU
Cornus florida is the source of this 3819-nucleotide messenger RNA. RefSeq names its product ABC transporter B family member 15-like. The transcript has 7 exons. Gene Ontology annotation, molecular function: ATP hydrolysis activity; ABC-type transporter activity; ATP binding. Gene Ontology annotation, biological process: transmembrane transport. The record is from RefSeq and is a predicted model, not a curated record. Gene Ontology annotation, cellular component: membrane. Lineage: Eukaryota; Viridiplantae; Streptophyta; Magnoliopsida; Cornales; Cornaceae. Bases 1 to 3780 code for a protein of 1259 amino acids.